Messenger RNA from Myotis myotis, 1217 nucleotides. RefSeq names its product sodium/potassium transporting ATPase interacting 1 (gene NKAIN1). Bases 416 to 1039 code for a protein of 207 amino acids. The transcript has 7 exons. Gene Ontology annotation, biological process: regulation of sodium ion transport. The record is from RefSeq and is a predicted model, not a curated record. NCBI's taxonomy places the organism in Eukaryota, Metazoa, Chordata, Mammalia, Chiroptera, Vespertilionidae.
CGGCGGAGCCACGUGGUGGGGCCGGGAAGCCGUGGCCGCGGAGCGCCCGGGCGGCUGCCCCAGCUGGGCAGUGCUGCUCCGCGCCGCGCCGCGCCGCCUUCGGUGUCUGCGCUCCCCGCUCCGCGCUCCCCGCCGGCCGCCCCGGGGCAGGAGGCGCGCCGGGCGCCCGGCCGGUCAGACAAAGGAGGCGCGGCGCGGCGGAGCCAGCGCGCGGGUGGACGGACCAUGGACUCCGAGCGCAAGCGGCCCGCCCCGGCCCUGAGGACCCCGCGCUCCUGGCCCCGGCCCUAAGCGCCCGGCCCCGCCGCCCGGGGCGCCCAGCGGGAAGGACGCGGAGACGGCCCGGGGCGGAGGAAGCGGCGGCCGCCGAGCUAGAGGGGCGCCGCGGCGGACGGCCUGCGCGGCCCCUGGAGCCAUGGGCAAGUGCAGCGGGCGCUGCACGCUCGUCGCCUUCUGCUGCCUGCAGCUGGUGGCUGCGCUGGAGCGGCAGAUCUUUGACUUCCUGGGCUACCAAUGGGCUCCUAUCCUAGCCAACUUCCUGCACAUCAUGGCGGUCAUCCUGGGCAUCUUUGGCACGGUGCAGUACCGCUCCCGGUACCUCAUUCUGUAUGCAGCCUGGCUGGUGCUCUGGGUUGGCUGGAAUGCAUUUAUCAUCUGCUUCUACCUGGAGGUUGGACAGCUGUCCCAGGACCGGGACUUCAUCAUGACCUUCAACACAUCCCUGCACCGCUCCUGGUGGAUGGAGAACGGGCCAGGCUGCCUGGUGACACCUGUCCUGAACUCCCGCCUGGCCCUGGAAGACCACCAUGUCAUCUCUGUCACUGGCUGCCUGCUCGACUAUCCCUACAUUGAAGCCCUCAGCAGCGCCCUGCAGAUCUUCCUGGCUCUGUUCGGCUUUGUGUUCGCCUGCUACGUGAGCAAAGUGUUCCUGGAGGAAGAGGACAGCUUUGACUUCAUCGGUGGUUUUGACUCCUACGGAUACCAGGCGCCCCAGAAGACGUCGCAUUUACAGCUGCAGCCUCUGUACACGUCGGGGUAGCUUCAGCCCCACGCCCACCCGGUGCCGUGCCGAGUGCUUUGUGCUAAACUGACAGCCGCUGCCACGAGCUCGGGCCAAGAUGGCAGGCGCGCCCCCUGGUGGCUGGCGGGCUGACUGCAGCUUGCGCGGCUCUAUCUGGUCUGCCUCGGACUUGGACUUGGCCCUUUGCAGCCUGGAC